Molecule: messenger RNA, 595 nt
Organism: Poecilia reticulata (guppy)
Lineage: Eukaryota; Metazoa; Chordata; Actinopteri; Cyprinodontiformes; Poeciliidae
Source: RefSeq, a predicted model, not a curated record
UCAACAUCCUCAGGAAGAGAGGAGAGGAAGAGGGAGGAGGAGGAAGGAGCGAUCUUGUUUCUCACUGCCAGCUCCGUUCCUUCUGUUUCCAGGCUGUGGGGUUUUCACCCAGCCUGGACUGACUGAGCUGCUGCUGUACGACGAUCCGAGACGCCAAAUCAUGAAUUCGGCAGAGCAGACGGUAACGUGGCUUAUCACGCUGGGGGUCCUGGAGUCUCCCAAGAAGAGCGUGUCGGAUCCAGAGGCUUUCCUCCAGGCGUCCCUGCAGGAUGGAGUGGUUCUGUGCAGGCUGCUGGAGCGACUCAGACCCGGGACGGUGGACAAAUUUAUCCAGGAACCGAGGAGCGACAGCGAGUGUCAGAGGAACAUUGCGGAGUUUAUUAAGGGCUGCGGGGCUUUCAGUGUAGAGCUGCUGGUCAAAGCGCGUUUCGCCUUCCAGCCGACCAACGAGGACGAGCUCUCCUUCUCCAAGGGUGACGUCAUCUGUGUGACCAAGCAGGUGGAGGGGGGCUGGUGGGAAGGCUCGCUGAACGACAGGACUGGCUGGUUCCCCAGUAACUACGUGCGGGAGCUGAAAGGAAGCGGUGGGUGCUGA